Messenger RNA from Rasamsonia emersonii CBS 393.64, 798 nucleotides. RefSeq lists its product as uncharacterized. Bases 1 to 798 code for a protein of 265 amino acids. The transcript is spliced from 4 exons. Gene Ontology annotation, cellular component: membrane. Lineage: Eukaryota; Fungi; Ascomycota; Eurotiomycetes; Eurotiales; Trichocomaceae. The record is from RefSeq and is a predicted model, not a curated record.
AUGAUCUGCAGCAGUGAGGCGGUGCGGUCCAAUCAGCGACGAGGUAACCCUGGAAUGACGUCAUACUCAUUGCACCAAAAGAAAACACCAACCGUCCAACUUCCUACCUACUAUAUACAUUUCUUUCUAUUGUUACCUCGCUUCGAACGCUCCACAUCCUACCCUGCCCUCACUGUACAAGACACCAAGAGAUCAACCAGUCAUUCAAUAAAUCGACCGACCAUGGAGAGCGAUCUCAGUGUGAUCAUGCUCAUUAUUGUCACUAUCUUCAUGCAUCCUACAGUUCCCCCUCUCGGCGUAUUCCUCCUUUCCGGCUUCACUACCGAUCUCCUCAUCAACAUCAUUCUCACGAUCCUGGGGUGUCUAUUCUUAUAUUCCGCUGCUAAAGACCUUCCUGGCUCCCCAGGUACUUCCCGGGCCACAUCCACGCCUUCUACCUCGAAUACGUCUACUUCGAUCGGCGAAAGUCUGGCCCACAGGGUAAUCUGGGCCGCAAGCCCGCGCCGGGCGUCUACUCGCAGAAGAUCCAGAGUGGUGGCCAUGGCUUUCCCGCACCCGGGUAUGGGACGAUGCAGUAAAAAUCUGAAAGAAAACGAGCAGACAGACAGCAGGCUAACAGAAGGGGUGCACCUCGAACCGACGCCCAUGCUGGUUAGCGCUGAACUCUCUGCUUGCUGCCUCGCGAUGAUCGUCUUCUACGAGGCCGUCACUGUGUGGGUGGUGUAUAAUGUGUGGAGGUUCAUGGACAAAGGGGAUACCCUCCGUUCGUGGGAGGCUGAGGAAAUGAUGAUGAAUUGA